Cadophora gregata is the source of this 4856-nucleotide messenger RNA. RefSeq lists its product as uncharacterized. The transcript is spliced from 10 exons. Gene Ontology annotation, biological process: carbohydrate metabolic process. Bases 578 to 2605 code for a protein of 675 amino acids. Lineage: Eukaryota; Fungi; Ascomycota; Leotiomycetes; Helotiales; Ploettnerulaceae. The record is from RefSeq and is a predicted model, not a curated record. Gene Ontology annotation, molecular function: chitin binding.
GAACCUUGACGAUGGACCGGGCAAAGACCCGAGGCUGUCUGCAGCACCUUAUGCUUACCGGCAAAACUCCACUUUGUUGCUAAUACCUACUCCACCAUGAAGGGCGUGUUGUAGGUAAUGCAACCUUAGGUAGUGCAAAAUCCAGACUUUAGACGAGACAGCCUAUGAGAGUCUCAAGUCUUAUGGGACUUUAAUUUUUACAUCUGACUACUUUCAUGGCCACUGGGGCUCUCCAGACGCCCGAAUAUCAUCCGCCUGCGUGGAGAUUCCCAAACAAGCUCUUGAAAUACGAGAUGACAGCGGCCGCAUCCGUCGCUAGCAAGGGUCUUCCGAACUCAAUUGAUUCAUUCGCUAAAUAUCCCUUCUUGAAGAUGAGUUCGUCCCGACUUAUUGAUUCCGCGGAGAGAAUAUCUUGGAUCGUAACAGGGUCGUACUUCUCAUCUGACUCAUAGCAAAGGGAGGGGAUCUUGAUGACAAAUUUAUCAAGGUACUCAGGCUGUUAUAUGACAUUUCUGAACUCCCGUUUCUCACUCUCAUAGAGCAGUUUUUGCAUCUCGCAACUCAAAAUCCAUCGAAAAUGACCAUUCUACGAAGCACAAUUGCUUUUUUCUCCGUCUUGCUGCUUGCCAGCUCCUGUUUGCAGAAUCUUGAAGUAUCUUCUUUACCAAGUUUUGCUACUUCAGAUGAGAUUGAGAUUGACGAUGCAUCCCAUUUCGACUUCUAUCCACGCUCCGAGGGCUUUUAUAACCAAGCUGUGACGCAUCAACACCCUGAGCGUUUCCCGCCACAUGCGAUACACAAUGUCGACGCCGAUUACACUAUGGCUCUGCCGGCUCAUUCACUUGCCCGCCGUGAUGCAACAAAAUGUCUUGCUGAUGGCACCUGUGCCGAUAAAAGUUGCUGCAGCAAUAAAGGCAUAUGCGGUUAUGGCCCGACCUUCUGUGGCAAAGGAAAUUGUACUGGUGGAUGCGAAGCAACUGCUAUGUGUGGCAUCUAUAGCAAGGACAGCAAAGUUAAAUGCGGCAUGAACCUGUGCUGCUCUGCGACUGGCUGGUGUGGAACCACUGACACGUACUGCACCAAUGCCGACCCGAUAAACAACUCACUGCCUUGUCAAAAAGGCUUUGGCUCCUGCGAAGUGAAGAAAGGCCGUACCUGCGGCGCCGGGAGCGGCAAAACAAACGGACGGACCAUUGGAUAUUACCAAGGUUCCAACAGCCGCGAACGCCUGUGUAAUAAGAUCCUCCCUAGCGAUAUUGCUACAGGACCCAGUACCAUGUUUCCCAAUGGGUACACUCACCUCUACUAUUCUUUUGCAUCUAUCAACCCGAGCACGUUUGCUGUGGUACCUGCGGACCAGGGGGAUGUGGCUCUGUAUACCCAGUUCACCGCAUUACGUAGUCGCGGGCUACAAACCUGGAUAGCAGUAGGAGGCUUCGAUUUCAGCGAUCCGGGUAAACCUACCUAUGGAACAUGGAGCAAGCUGGCUUCGACUCCAGCCAACCGCAAGGCUUUCAUCGAUUCACUCGAAGUUUUCAUGACCAAAUACGGCUUCCAGGGCGUUGAUAUCGACUGGGAGUACCCCGUCGAGCCAAUCCGUGGAGGUAACCCGCAAGACACGCAAAAUCUGGUAUCGUUAAUGGUAGAGAUGCGUGCGAAGUUCGGCACCAGGUUUGGCAUCAGCAUGACUUUAGCGCCGGAUUAUUGGUAUCUGCGUUAUUUCGACGCCAAGGCUAUGGAGAGCUCAGUAGACUUCUUUGGAUUUAUGGCAUAUGACCUCCACGGCUUCUGGGACACGGAUGUCAAAACUUUAGGUUCCAUCGUUCGUGGCCAAGCUGAUAUCCGCGACAUCGCAAAUAACACUGUUCCCUUGUGGUUCGCCGAGCUAGACCUCUCGAAAAUCAACUUUGGGCUCGCGUUGUACGGACGUGGGUACACCCUUACCAGCUCCAGCUGCAAAGAUCUCAACUGCCCGUUCAGCGGUCCUAGUAAGCGAGGCGUCUGCACAAACUCCUUGGGGGUUCUGUCGUUAGUUGAGAUCGAACAGCUCAUCAAGAAGAAAGGGCUGACUCCCAAAAAUCUGCCCGAUUCGAUGAUGAAGCAGAUUACCUGGGAUGAUCAAUGGAUUGGGUACGAUGAUGCUGAUACCAUAAAGCAGAAGAAGGCUUGGGCAGAUAAUCAGUGUUUUGGAGGGACUAUGACUUGGAGUAUCGAUUUCUACUCGGGAGCUGGAAGUGGCUUGGAGCCCACUAACACCACAGAUGGGAGUUGCGGUAGAGCUAAUGGAAACACGGUUUGCGGAAGCUUCCCCAACGGCAACUGCUGCUCCAGUAGUGGCUUCUGCGGCCGUGGGUCUGCUUAUUGCGGAGGUGGGUGUCAGUCGGGGGACUGUGACAUCGGCGGUGAAACAACGGACGGAACCUGCGGCGUCGCAAACACAGGCACAUAUUGCGGGUUGUGGCCUCAAGGAAGCUGUUGUAGCGCAUCUGGGUAUUGUGGUAGAACAAAGGCCCAUUGCGGUUACGGCUGCCAGUCUGGACCAUGUGGCUGGGGAGUUGAGGGCACAGAGGAGAGAAUCGCAAUCCAAGGGCAAAACACCAGUUAAGUAUCCACAUAAUGCAGAUUAGUUGUACAAAUGGCAGUACAGCUUCAUUGAUAAUAGUCAACUUCAGUAUUUAUAUCGAAUCGUGGAAGGCUUCACUGACCACAAUACCGCACUUUUGUCCUUUUGCCACUUACACCACUUCUGUGACAUUCUGAUAUGUCAAUAAAAGGCAUGCUAUGCGCGAAGUCGGCAUGUCUGGCGGCCGGAACGUGUGUUCUGAACUCCUAGGACACGAGGCGGCGGUCCGUAGGAAAAGCGUUGUAUUUGACUGGAUAUCAUGAGCGACCUAUUUACAUACAAUGGCCAACUGGGUUGCGUAGGACCAUGCAUAUGGACUCCAGCCAGACCAGCUGUCGAAGAGUCUCCGUCCAGUCAUAUGCAUUUACGCACGCCCGCCCAAGACACAUUGAACCCUGUGAUCCGUGAACUCCAUUCCGGCCCAAAUCAUAAGGAAAAAAUAUCAUCUCAGAAUCGCUGAUAACCACCGUUCGUAUACCCACCUGGAUAUCCCCUUGACUGAGAUGGUGAUGGUGAAGUGACCGGGAAUGAGGGACUCCUUGGGAUGUUAUUUGAGCCUCCGUAUCCUCCCGUGUAAGCGUUGCCUGCACCAUUGAUCAAACCACCUGAGUUACCUCCAUUCCAAGCCCUUGGACUUUGCGGUAUAGGGCUGACAAGCGAUGGUGUUUGGUUCCGCGAAAUGGGGCUGGUGACUCGGGACGGCAGUUCUUUUGCGACCACGUUUGCUGAAUCCUUCGGCUCUGGGAAAUCAGCUGCCUUGGUCCCCUGUGGCACAUAGGUUCCUCCCCAUCCACCAAGGGCAUCAUCCCCUUGUGUUUCAUAGGCUCCUUUGUCCCACCCUCCAAGUCCCUUUUCGCGCAGCUCGACUUGAUUGUUGUACUCCUCUGCACGCUCUCUCUCGAUCUUUGCAUUAUAGUCUGCUCUUUCUUUCUUUCCUUGCCUUCGUCGGCGAAGGCAGGUGAAGAGAAAUGCGCCGAUAAGAAGAGCACCGGCAGCAGCGCUGCCCGCAUAGACAGCGAGUUUGGUACUCUGGGGGAGAGCUGCAAACUUCUCUGAAAGUGAAGGCUCGGGAUGUUCAGUCUUCUCAAUUGCUUUGGCAACAGUUGAAUUUCCACUGAUUGCCUUGAUACUUUGCCAGCUUCCAGACUUGUCGCUCCAUUCGUAUUCUUUGGCGCCAGUCGAAAAGUCGGCCACAUCAGUGCUCUUGACGGUCAUAGUGUAAGGGCCUUUAGAAAAAUCACUCAAACCGCCAGCCCAUUCGAUGGUCCCUUUGCUGUUGUCUGGAUCACCACCAGCCCAGAUUCCCAGGCGAACAGUCAUUGGGGUCUGGGGAUAAUUAUGUCCGCCAUUCGCAGCGGCAUAAGGAAGAGUCCUGAUGAGUUCGGAGUCUAUAUACCAUUCCAGCUUGUCGGAAGUCCAGUGGAUGGUAUAGUUGUGAAAUGUUUCCCUAGGAUCAGUUUUCAUUGGGUGGUAUAUAGCUCGAUCGAACGAAGUGGUGUUGCCCUUUCCGAAGUAGUUCGUCUCCACGUGAGUGCCGUUGCCGCCGAGGAACUCCCAGUCCACUUCAUCGAGGUCGUCGGACUCGAGUACGAUCGAGGAGAUGAUUCCCUGGCCCUUGGCCGCCUUCAUUAUAACACUGACGGAGCCGAAGAAUAUGUAGAACUUGGAUUGAAUAGUCGGCGAGUCUUUGCGCUUGUUGAUCGUGUAUUCGCUUCCAUCGGUACCAUAGACAAGAGCUCCAGAAGUGACAUUGAACGAAUCUGAUACGGUGGACGAGGUGUUGAAGACGAAAUUAUGGCUGAUCCCAAGGGCUGGGUCAUUUGGGCAAGUCGUGUUCAUGGGGUUGCAAUCAGUCCACUAGGAGAGCCAAAGUUAGCAUUGCUGGAUAAUCGGCAAUUGAUCUUGGAAAUAGAAGGUGAUCGGGCGCAUAUAAAUCGCGAUAUGUUUGCCAAUUUACGUACUGUUUGAGCAGAAACACAUGCGACGAGCACAGAAGCUCCCAGGAAGAGGGUGGAAAGGAGCUGCAUGGCGAAGGAGCGUGGACUUGGAAUGGGGAUCGCAGUGUGUUAAGAGAGUGACUUUGCGCACAACGCGUCUCGCGAGUUGGCGAAGAAAAAGAAUGAGUGUAUUCCCGUGGAGAAAUGAGUGUAAAGUGCACGAGUGCACGGAGGGGACGCAGUCGAUGCGGUGGGUGAAGGAGUCGUGAACUCGGCAAGUUUGGAAGAUCAAACGA